AUGAAAGUGGUUGAAGAGGCUGAUAGGGAUUCAAAUAAAACACCAGAGAGCAAUGAAUGGGAAACCUCUGAAGCUCAAAAAAAGCUUUUUGCCUUGUUAGGUGGUCAAACUAAUCCAGCUAGUUCUGAUGUAAAUGUUAAUUGGCUAUUAGAUAGACUGGGAUCGACAAUGCCCAGUGCAGGAAAUAGCACAUCUGCCACUCCUGCCAACAUUCCAAGCAAUGAGGAAUGUGGCAUAAGAGACGUAUGGGCUCAUAAUUUAGAUGAAGAAUUUAAAACUAUUCGACAAAUUGUUCAAAAGUAUCACUGGAUAGCUAUGGACACAGAAUUUCCAGGAGUCGUGGCUCGUCCUAUUGGGGAAUUUCGAAGCACGGCAGAAUAUCAAUAUCAAUUAUUGAGAUGCAACGUGGAUCUAUUGAGAAUAAUUCAAUUGGGUUUGACUUUCCUGGAUGAAAAUGGGAAAACUCCAGGAGGCCAGUAUACGACGUGGCAAUUUAAUUUUAAAUUUAAUUUGUCGGAAGACAUGUACGCGCAAGAUUCGAUCGACCUUUUACAAAAUUCUGGUAUACAAUUUAAAAAACACGAGGAGGAAGGUAUCGAACCUUUGUAUUUUGCCGAAUUGUUGAUGACUUCCGGUAUCGUACUUAUGGAUAAUAUAAAAUGGUUGAGCUUUCACAGCGGAUACGAUUUUGGUUAUCUCAUUAAAUUACUCACGGAUUCGAAUCUUCCACAGGAUGAAACGGAUUUUUUCGAUUUAUUGAAAAUAUUUUUCCCGACCGUGUACGACGUUAAAUACUUGAUGAAAAGUUGUAAAUUUUUAAAAGGGGGUCUUCAAGAGGUUGCCGAUCAAUUGGAAUUGUUACGUAUCGGACCACAACAUCAAGCCGGAUCCGAUAGGGGGGAUGAUAACAUUGACGAUUCAAAGUACAGCGGUCAUCUUUACGGCCUUGGAAAUUCCUUUUUCGUAAAUGGUUCAGGUAUGAAUGUACCUCCUGGUGGUUUUCACGACAAUGGAGAAAAUAAUACGUCAUAA
Messenger RNA from Pediculus humanus corporis (human body louse), 1032 nucleotides. RefSeq names its product CCR4-NOT transcription complex subunit, putative. The record is from RefSeq and is a predicted model, not a curated record. Gene Ontology annotation, cellular component: CCR4-NOT core complex; P-body; CCR4-NOT complex. Bases 1 to 1032 code for a protein of 343 amino acids. The transcript is spliced from 7 exons. Gene Ontology annotation, molecular function: poly(A)-specific ribonuclease activity; nucleic acid binding. Lineage: Eukaryota; Metazoa; Arthropoda; Insecta; Psocodea; Pediculidae.